AUGGAGGAUCGUCCCGCGGGUGGUGGGCUGCCGCGCGAGGGGUCUGCGGAGGAGGAGGCCGAGCUCCAGGGAGCUGCCUGGAGCGGGGACAGCGGCAACGUGUCCCAGAGCCACAGCAGCGCGUCGGGGCCGUGGGAGGACGAGGGCUCAGAGCUGGGCGCGCCGGGCCGCGAUCUGCCGCUGCUGCGUCGCGCCGCCGCGGGCUACGCAGCCUGCCUGUUGCCGGGAGCCGGGGCGCGGCCCGAGGUCGAGGCCCUGGACGCCAGCCUGGAGGACCUGCUCACCAGAGUGGACGAGUUCGUGGGCAUGCUGGACAUACUGCGCGGCGACUCCUCCCACGUCGUCAGCGAGGGUGUGCCUCGCAUUUACGCGAAGGCCACCGAGAUGCGGCAGGUCUACAGCAAGAUCGACCGGCUCGAGGCCUUCGUGGGGAUGAUCGGCGCCAGCGUGGCCAGGAUGGAGGAGCAGGUGGCCAGGGCGGAGGCCGAGCUGGGCGCUUUCCCCAGCGCCUUCAGGAAACUGCUGCACACGAUCAGCGUGCCCUCCUUCUUCAACAAGGCGCCCUCCAGUAGGCCGCAGCAGAGCGGCUACGAGCCGCCCGUCCUGUUCCGGACCGAAGACCACUUUCCCUGUUGCAGCGAGAGACCCCAGAUCUGAGUCCGCCGGCCGGCACUGCCAGGGGACGCUGUCUGAGGUUACCGCGGGUGCUGAGGCAGCUGGAAGUCCGCUGUAGACAUCCACGGUGUUGGGAGUAUGGCGUGUCUAUCUUUUGCACACUCUUGUUUCUCCCUGUCUGCAUGACUUCACGUAAGGAUGUGUGGUUUUCUGUGUCUUCCAGUGCUAAACUGACGGCUGCAUGGUCGGGGGCGUCGGGGAAGCCAAAUGAAUGAGUUUAUCUGUGCGCUGUGGCAAAACUUGUUUUCAUAGGUUUUACGGCUCAACCAACAGUAUUACCUUUUCCAAGUUUCUAUAUUUUAUACUUUUAAGAAAAACUGCUGAAAUGUUCAAGUUUUGUUGUUAUUCGAUCCUAAUAGCGAUUCCAUUUUCUGUAGCUUUUAGGGUAGAUGGUAAGUUAUUUCAGGUUAUAUUAAACUUUGCACAUCGUGGGUUGUAAACCGAAGGAAAUCAUACAGAUUCUGAGAAGAUGUAUUGAUUUAUUGCAACUAAUUCUGAAGUUGUAUUUGAAAGUAGGCCCUCCGAAUCUUAAUUUGUCCACAGCAAACAUGUCUAUAUGUGGUUCCUAACAUUUGGUUUAUAAUUUAAAUAUUAAUAAAAAUUUUAAAUUUUAUUGGAAAAGCUUUUCUUCUGGAAAGGAUUUUACAUAUUUCCUUUUCCGUUUGUUUGAAAAUAGAUAUAUUGCUCGUGAUUGUAGGGAUAAGGAAAAGUGGCUUGGGAGUACCCCCUUUAGAAUGUGAAAAAUGUGAAAAAGCUUAGCUGCUAUUUCACAGAAUUUUAUGUUUCUUUCCUCUCAAAGUGAAUAGUUAAAUCACAUCUGUGAGUGACUGGUAUUAGGAUUUUGUUCUUUCACCCACAGCAUGGAAUCCUAAAGAUGUUUUGCAGAUACAACAGGCUUUGAUCUUGAUUUGGAUCUUACUCUGUUUUAUUAAUUGGUCCUCCUAGACAGUAAACCUCAAAUAAGCACCCAGCUUAGGUUGCUUUUGUGUCAUUUAU
Messenger RNA from Odobenus rosmarus divergens (Pacific walrus), 1671 nucleotides. RefSeq names its product biogenesis of lysosomal organelles complex-1, subunit 4, cappuccino (gene BLOC1S4). Bases 1 to 657 code for a protein of 218 amino acids. The record is from RefSeq and is a predicted model, not a curated record. Lineage: Eukaryota; Metazoa; Chordata; Mammalia; Carnivora; Odobenidae. The transcript has a single exon. Gene Ontology annotation, cellular component: BLOC-1 complex.